Messenger RNA from Schizosaccharomyces japonicus yFS275, 915 nucleotides. Its product is annotated as rRNA processing protein Rrp15. Gene Ontology annotation, biological process: rRNA processing. The record is from RefSeq and is a predicted model, not a curated record. The transcript has a single exon. Lineage: Eukaryota; Fungi; Ascomycota; Schizosaccharomycetes; Schizosaccharomycetales; Schizosaccharomycetaceae. Bases 32 to 661 code for a protein of 209 amino acids.
GGGCUUGCUACGCUGACUCCUCUCUACAGCCAUGGCACCAAAGACUGCAAAGAGAAAAGGCCAGCCGCAGGACAUUGAGAUUGUCGCGACGGAGGAUGUGGAGAGCAAGCCCUAUGUGCAGGAAACGGCAGAAACUGAAGACGUGGCGUCUUCUUCAGGCUCCGAAUUGGAGGAUUUGGACAGCAACGACAGUUUCGACGAAGAGAUGAGUUCUGAUGACGGGGAAGAAAAACAAACAUCGACGUUUGCAGACGGAAUUGCAGAGAUUUUGAACGCGCCGGCUGGUGCCGAAAACGAAGAGGAAACUCCUAUUUUGAGUUUGUCAAAAAAGUCACGGAAAGUUUUACAUCAAGACCGAGAAGCUCGGAAGGCCAACAAGCUUCGGCGACUCAGACGUCGGGAACGACUUCGUGAAGAGAAUGUCGGCCGGAUUGCUCGGAUGUCUGAGUACGGCGAGGACAAAAUUCCUGAGGUUCUUCAACGUGAACGCAAUCUUCGUCGAAUUGCACAACGAGGUGUUGUGCAAUUGUUCAAUGCUGUCCGCAGCACCCAAGUCAAGGCGAAACAGACCGCGCAGACCGUUUCUGGAGGUCGUACGGCCCGUGAACAAAAGGUGAAUGAGCUUUCCAAGACCAGCUUCCUCGACCUCAUCAAGUCGUAAGCGGUGCAGGAACUCUUGUUACGAAGAUAAGGCAGCAGCAGCUGAGGCUGACAGUGCAAAAAAAAAACUACAAGUCGUAUAUCUUGACUUGUUCUCAACGGAUUCUGUUAUAGAUUUUUUCUUUUCCACGGGGUUGCAUACGGGUAAUCGAAAAUGGUUUCAAUAUGAGGGAGGGUGAAAACGAAAGUGUAUUAUUAGUUAGGAAAAAGCAUUAGUCACACUUUGUUUUAGAAUGCUGUACUUGUGAGCAUUUU